AUGUCUUCAAGCCUCAACUUCGGGUCCCGUAUCAAAAGCCUACACUCUGAGAAUGUAACGGAUUCAGUCGGUUCUACCAGUAUCUGCGAUGCCAGUCCGGACAAUGUUUACAAUCUGGAGCCUGGGGGUCUUAAGCACCGAACAACAUCCACCGACAUUACAUGGCCGAGCGAGGAACAGGCGCAUGACUUACUCAAUACAGUCCUCGCAUCUAUUGGAAGCUUGCAGCAUCUGAUCGAUCCGAGAUCGUUUUCUGACAAGCUCUGUAGCUUUUAUGAAGACGACUCGAACCGAACAGGCAUUGACGAUCUUUGCUACAUUGAAAUCCUCAUGGUUUUUGCCUUGGGUGAACUGUUACAGGGUAAGAUGGAGGAAGGCUCAACAUUCCCUGGUGCCACCUACUUCCUCGAGGCUGUCAGCUGCCUACCUUCGUUAUGUGAUCUACGAAAAUCGGGUACGUUGGCAAUCGAGAUCAUGGGUUUGUUCGCUUUCUUUCUACAAUGCUCUGAUCGGAAAGACGAUGCGUACGUCUAUGCUGGCGUGGCACUGCGGCUGGCCAUGUCCAAUGGUCUCUCUCGCGAUGAUGCCACAGUUCAGAUGAAGAGAUCUGAGAAGACGCAUCGUAAUCGCUUAUGGUGGACCAUAUAUAUGCAAGAGAGGAGACUAGCCGCCGCAACAGGUAACCCUGUUGGUAUUCUUGACGACAACAUAACCACCAAAUUGCCCAUCGAAUCCGCAGGUUUCUCACCGACACCGGCACUGAAGAUCAAUAUCGAGAUCGCGAGGUUGAGUGGUUUGAUCACACAGGGACUAUAUGGACUCAAGGGAAGAUCUGAAGGACAAUUCCUGCGCACUGUACACGAUCUCCUUGGAGAGCUUAAGUCAGUGAGAAGAGACCUUGCAGCUGAGUUUCCAUUAGAAUUUUCGAAAGCUUUUACCGUUACAAGGACGGGUGCGACACUGUAUCUGAUGCUAUUCCAGGCUAUUAUACUGACAACAAGACCAAUUCUCCUCCAUCUCGCUAAAUCGAAGCUUCAAGGUAACGACACAGACCUUUCAAGCACCGCAUCUUCCACUUUGCACGUGCUUGCAGCGACGUGUAUAGAAGCUGCAGGUAUGACUUUGGAUGUUCUACUCUCGCUCAAGCAACAGGAAUUGCUAGCUAAAUUCGGAUAUUUUGAUUUGGAUGCAGCAAUCUCGGCCGCUUUUAUUUUCAUACUUGUUGAAAGCCUUCAGUCUGUUGGAUCACCUCGCUCAGGACUCCAUGGCAUCCGAAGUGCGACAAGCAUACUUCGAUACCUCACCAAGCAUGGCAACAAAGCUGCUGCGAAACGCAUGUUAGAUGUUGAACAUAUCUGUCAGCACCUCGGUAUUGGAAUUAGUGUUCCCACUAUUGCCGGAAGUCCUGCUGCUACUGCUGAAGGGCCAUCGGAUAAUUUAGAUCAUGGAGCCUUAUGUGAUCGUCUACCGUCUGCGGAAGAUACGACGAUGUCCAACAAGUCACACGCAGCAGAUACGUACCAAGAGCCUACCUUAGCCACUAAUUGGCGGCAAGCUCUCUUCGAACUGCCAGAUCAUACUAGUCGCUUCUCAAACAGUCUGGGAUUCGACAACGAAUCGUACGAUAUACCCUCUAUUGACGACAUCGGCGAUUUCAACCUCGAUUUUGGUAACGACUUCAUGCUGACAGGGGCCGACGAGAUAGAUUGGGAGGAAUUCGAGCGACAAAUCCCCCGCAAUCAAUGA
Messenger RNA from Alternaria postmessia, 1746 nucleotides. RefSeq lists its product as uncharacterized. NCBI's taxonomy places the organism in Eukaryota, Fungi, Ascomycota, Dothideomycetes, Pleosporales, Pleosporaceae. The transcript is spliced from 5 exons. The record is from RefSeq and is a predicted model, not a curated record. Bases 1 to 1746 code for a protein of 581 amino acids. Gene Ontology annotation, molecular function: zinc ion binding; DNA binding. Gene Ontology annotation, biological process: DNA-templated transcription.